Messenger RNA from Scaptodrosophila lebanonensis, 4359 nucleotides. RefSeq names its product WD repeat-containing protein 19 (gene Oseg6). Gene Ontology annotation, biological process: intraciliary retrograde transport; cilium assembly. Gene Ontology annotation, cellular component: intraciliary transport particle A; cilium. The transcript has 9 exons. The record is from RefSeq and is a predicted model, not a curated record. Lineage: Eukaryota; Metazoa; Arthropoda; Insecta; Diptera; Drosophilidae. Gene Ontology annotation, molecular function: protein binding. The coding region runs from base 60 to 4166 and encodes 1368 amino acids.
GCUGACGAUGGAAAUAAGUGCAAUAUUUUAAGAAACUGGGCUACACGUGCUAAUGAACAAUGUCUUUUGAGAAAAUACUUUACAAAUAUGACGAACCACACGGCAUUGGAGAUGUGUACUUUAUUUGGCAAAAAGGAAGCACCGGCACACUUCUUGCUACGACGGGUACCGAUGGAUCUGUGGCGAUAUAUAACCGUCAGGGUCAGCUAGUGCAGCGCUUAAUUCUAGUCGGUCUCUGCUCCGGCUUUGCAUGGGACAGCGAUGGUGAAUUACUGGGAAUCAUUACCUCCAGCUCUCCCAACAUUACGCUUUGGGAAGCGGCCACAGAACAAAAAAUAAGCAUAGAGUCUGGCCUACGUGAUCCACUCACCUGCAUUUUGUGGUCAAAACAGGAGCAACUGUUGGCAGUAGGAACGGGGCGUGGCAAUUUGGCUAUCUACAACCACCGCACGGGGAAACGCACUCCAGUGUUAGGCAAACACACUAAACGAAUCACUUGUGGUGCUUGGUCGGCACAAAACCUCCUCGCUCUUGGAUCUGACGACAAGAGUUUCUCGUUAAGCAAUGAGGAGGGCGAUUCAAUGAGAAUUGUUCAACUGCGUGAUGUGCCUUCCGAUAUGUACUUUGCUGAAAUGGCUAACGACGAGCGCAUCGCAGGAGAUAAUGCCAUCAGCAUGAUCAUUGGAAAGCGCACAUUGUUUCUGUACUACUUACCGGAACCAGACAAUCCAACGGAGCUGGGAUUUCAAAGUCGUUAUGGUUCAUUGCUGCAGCAUAAAUGGUUUGGUGAAGGUUACAUUCUGCUCGGGUUUUCUAAUGGACAUGUAGUCGCCAUCUCGACGCAUCCCAAAGACGUCGGCCAGGAGCUGUGGCAAGUAAAGAAUCAUAAAGACACGUUAGCGAGCUUGGCCUACUGCCCGUCUUUAGACAUUGUGGCCUCCUGUGGUGAUGAUAAUAUCAAAAUACACUCCAUAACGAACCUGCAGGAAACGGAACACAUAAUAACGGUACCCGAUCAUGCCAGCGUGCAAAUGAUUGAUUGGUCGCCGGAUGGCCAGCUUAUGGCUGUCACUACGAGUGGCGGAGCUGUGUACACCUAUGUCAAGGUGCCAAGCAUGUUUGCAGUAUCGCCUCCGCGAAUUGUCAUGCUUAGUAGCCUGGCCGAAGUUUCAAUAUAUGUUUACGCGCCGGAAAAGUCUAAACCGUUACCUUUUCGCCUCUCCCUUGAAUCAGAGCCCACAUUCCUGGCUUUGGGCCCAUAUAACUUAGCCGCUGGCGUUGACAAACACAUCUGGUUCUACGAUUUGGGGAAGAGCCUGGGCGAAGAACCGCGUUUGUUAAGAAAUGAGCGUGACAUGCCACGUAGUAUUGCCGCCAUGAAAAUGAAUGCAGACUAUUGUGCGGUUCUAUGUCCCCCACAGCUUUUCCUCCAGGCUAUUACUGCUGACAACCCAAAUGUAAAGGAUAAGCUUCAACAAUGCUUUCCAAACGCUCUGCCUACACUAAGCGAUGCAGUCAUCACAUGCUUUGGUAUAACGCAGGAUCUACUUAUCUUUGCCACAGACAUUGGACAUCUCGUAUUUUACUCCUUGGAGAAAUGGGACGUUUGCUCAAUAUACCGUCACAGCAUGGGAAUCACUAGUUUAUACCCAGAUAUUGAAGGCACUAAAACUAUUUUCAUUGAUGAUAAUAACCAGGGAUUCAUAUAUCUUCCCGCUUUGGAUGAGGCCUUGUUGAUUAUGGACCUGCCCAAACAGUGUCUAGGCUGCAUUUGGGAUUUAACUCAGUCGAAUAUUUUCAUUAGCUACGACGCGCGCAUCGUGAACACGCACGUGUUCGUGCGGUACUCUGUUAAGGGCAAGCACACGCUUAAAGUUGGCGAGUCCAAACUAAAUCCCGGUCAGUUUCCGCUGCUGCUCUGUGCGGGCGAGAUGGCGCUCCAUAUUGAUGGCGGACAGUAUGCUACACAGUCACUUAGCACGCACGUUGUGAACCCAAACAAUAGUCAGAUGGGCAACAUGCAAUUGUUGCUGCGCCUUAAAAAGUACAGCGAAGCCUUCAAAGCCUGCGAUCAGAUGGGCUUAAGCAGUGCUUGGCGUGAGCUCGGGGAGCAGGCAAUAGCCGACUUGGAGCCAGAAAUUGCUCUAGGUGCCUAUCGCAAGCUAGGUGAUGCAGCUAUGGUCGCAGCACUAGAAGAGGUGCGGUACAUCGAGGAUAUGAAUAUGUUGAGCGGAUGUUGCUGCAUGCUACUUGCUCAGUACGAGCAGGCCAAGGAUUAUAUGCUCAAGGGUGCUUAUACGCGAGCCGCGCUCGACCUUUGCCGGGAUUUGCUGCAGUGGGAACAAGCGCUUAUGCUGGCCCACAAGUAUGAAUUGAAUGAGGUCCCUUAUAUAGCGCGCGAAUAUGCCCAGCAAUUGGAGUUCACAGGUAACUAUGCUGACGCUUUGUAUCACUACGAAAAAGGCUACAAAGAAGACCUCAUCAACGAUGACACGGUGCCGACGCUGCUACAGAGUAAUCCCGAGUACGCAGAACAUGUGCGACAAUGUAAGAUGGGUAUAGCACGUACAUCCAUACGGGCCGGCGACUUUCGGCGCGGCAUACAAUACGCUGUGGAGCUUCAGGACAAGCAGCUGCUCUUUGAUUGCGCCGAGCUUCUUGCCACCGUUGGACAUCUGACCGAGGCUGCCGGUCUAUACGAGCGCGGUGGCUAUUACGACGAGGCUUGCGCUCACUAUAUUGCACUAAAAAUGUGGCACAAGGCUAACCAAAUUCUGACGCAUGUAAAGAGCACUAAACUGCAUGCCGCCUACGCAAAGGCCAAGGAAUCCGACGGUCACUUUGAGGACGCUAUUAGCAGCUAUCGCAAAGCGGGUGACUUGGACGCAUGUGUGCGUAUCUACUUGGAUCAUUUGUGCGAUCCUCAUGCAGCCUCCGAGAUAGUUAUCGAGUCACGCUCGAUAGACGCAGCGAGAUUGUUGGCCAAAUUCUAUCAGAAGAUCGGCGACGUGGAGCAGGCAUUGCAGUUUCUGGUCAUUUGCGGAUGCGUGGAGGAGGCCUUUGCUCUGGCUCAGCGCCAUGGUCAGUGUCGUCGGUAUGGUGAGCUGCUCGAACGCUAUGAGAACGCUAAGUCUGGCGAUUAUCUGGCAUUGGCGCACUACUUUGAAAGCGAAAAGUACACGCUGCUGGCUGGCAAAUAUUAUUUCCUUGCCCGGGAGUUCACAAAGGCGCUGCGGUUUUUGAUAAAGGCCUCGGCUUUCAGUAACGAGGAGUCACAGUCUCUUUCGCUGGCAAUUGACUGCGUGGCCACGUCUAACAACGAGCAGUUAGCAUCACAACUUAUUGAGUUUUUGCUAGGAGAAGUGGAUGGGGCUCCCAAGGACCCGCGAUAUCUGUUUCGAUUGUAUAUGGCGCGCAGGCACUACAAAGAUGCGGUCAAGACUGCUGUUAUUAUCGCCAACCAGGAACAGUUAGCAGGGAACUACAAAUCUGCACGAGAUCUACUCUACUCCAUGUACCAAGAGCUACGCCGCAACACAAACAUACAGUUCGCAACAGCAGAAAUGCGUCAUAAUUUGAUUUUGCUACAUCGCUACACGUUGGUGCGCAUUCAUGUGAAGCUGGGAAACCAUUUGCUGGCCGCUAAGCUUCUGGUGCAAGUGGCAGCUAACAUUUCGCAAUUUCCGGAACAUAUUAUACCAAUACUCACUUCAACCGUGAUAGAGUGUCAUCGUGCUGGUCUCAAGAAGUCGGCGUUCACCUAUGCCUCAAUGCUAAUGCGGCCGGACUACCGAAACCAACUGGAUGGGCGCUAUAUAAAGAAGAUCGAGUCCAUUGUGCGUAAGGCUCCGAAGGGAAUUAAGCAGCUUCGUGACGAAAUCGAUGAUGAAACCAUGGAGUGCCCCAUAUGUGAUGCAAACUUGGCUAACAUGGAAGUGACCUGCUACAAUUGCAAAACCACACUGCCAAUAUGUAUUGCCACGGGCCAGCACAUCAUCAAACAACAUAUGACUUCGUGCCCCGAAUGUGAUUUUCCGUGCUUUCGUGCCGAAAUGGAGAAAAUACUCUCUGAGAACGGUGAAUGUCCCAUGUGUGGCGAGCAGGUGGCUCCCGAACGAUUGCUGGACGUAGAGGAUAUUCGCCCCUAUAUAUUGGCUGCUUCUUGAAUGCAUCAGCCUAGACAUAAGCAACCGAAUAGACUGCACUAAACAACACCAAAACAUAUUACUAAGUUACAAUUCACAUAAAUCACUUUAAGCGCUUUAUUUUCCUGUACUUAUGUAGUUUCCGUAAACUUUUUGAAAAUACUUAUGUAGACAAUUUGCGUAUAUGUAGUAGGUUAUUAGGUAAAACAAUAAA